AUGCCUCCGCCAACGUCGACGACGUCCAACGAGCUCGACAAUAACAAUUCGAUGGCAGCGUCGCCGCCGCCAACUAGCUCCGAUCAGCAGCGCAAAAAGUCGUUCAGUAUUGAAAGAACAGCGCCGAUUGAAAAUGGAAGGGAAACGUAUAUUGAAAUCGAUAAGGAUGGAAAAGGUCUUGGUCUCUCAAUCGUCGGCGGUGCUGACACCGUUCUCGGCACUGUUGUAAUUCACGAGGUUUAUUCGGAUGGCGCAGCUGCGAUUGACGGUCGCUUAAAACCUGGCGAUCAGGUUUUAGAGGUUAAUGGAAUCUCGUUGCGAGGGGUUACGCAUGAUCAGUCGAUCGCAUAUUUGAGGAGAACACCUCCAAAAGUUCGAUUACUGAUUUAUCGCGACGUGAAUCUACAGUUAAGCCUUUUGGAUCCAACACAGAUCUAUAAUAUGUUUGAAAUCGAUCUCAACAAAAAGGCUGGCAGAGGAUUGGGCAUUAGUAUAGUUGGAAGGAAAAAUGAGCCGGGUGUUUAUGUUAGCGAAAUCGUCAAAGGCGGUGUUGCCGAACAAGACGGCCGUCUGAUGCCUGGAGAUCAGAUUCUGGAGGUCAAUGGAAAGGAUGUGACAGGCUGCAUGCAGGAGGAAGUUGCGGCAAUGCUCAAAACUUGCACAGGCAAAGUCCACCUCAAGCUCGGACGUUGGAAGAUCACCGAGACGGCGAAUCGGGUUCACGCGGCCACUGAAGCACUCGCGAAGUCGGCGACGACACCACGGGUUGGUAGAAAGACGACUGAGAACAAUGUUGAGACGGUGGCCACGACUCCCUCUCCGGCGACAUCAGCACCAUCGACAUCACGCGAAGAGCGGAAAGAUGUUCCGCCCCCGGCGCCACCGAUGAGGCCAAUCAUCACACACACCUCGCCUGAUGGGGAAGUAAUGCCUGCAGAGACGGGCGGUCUUUCACCGGUCACCGAAGAGCCGUCAUCUGGAACCGAAUUCAAGAGCGUGCACGAUGACGAGAAAUCUCAAGCUACGACGGCGCCGCCGCCGUCGUCGAAUUCGCCGAGCACACUAAACACGCCGGCGACGAGCACACCUAAUGGCAGUAAUAACAACAAUUCGCUCGCCAUCGACAUUAUUCAUGAUUUGAAUGAAGAGGGAAGCGACACGAUGCUUGUCGAGCUAAAAAAGGCGCCUGAUCAACAAUUAGGAAUGGGAAUUGGAAAACGGACGAGAGGUAUUCUAGUGACGUCAUUGCAGCCAGGAUCGGCUGCCGCUGAGAAACUCAAAGUGGGAGAUCGAAUAAUGGCGGUGAAUGCGUUGCCAGUCACAGAUCAGCUCUCUGCUGUUACAUUCGUCAAAGCUAGUGGUGAGCGAUUGUUUCUUCAAAUCGCCCGUCCUCGGACUGCACCACCCACUUAG
Messenger RNA from Caenorhabditis bovis, 1413 nucleotides. The record is from the annotation of a GenBank genome assembly. Lineage: Eukaryota; Metazoa; Nematoda; Chromadorea; Rhabditida; Rhabditidae.